This is a messenger RNA of Taeniopygia guttata (zebra finch), 5995 nucleotides long. RefSeq names its product PCF11 cleavage and polyadenylation factor subunit (gene PCF11). Gene Ontology annotation, biological process: mRNA 3'-end processing; termination of RNA polymerase II transcription. The record is from RefSeq and is a predicted model, not a curated record. Gene Ontology annotation, cellular component: mRNA cleavage factor complex; cytoplasm. Gene Ontology annotation, molecular function: mRNA binding; RNA polymerase II complex binding. NCBI's taxonomy places the organism in Eukaryota, Metazoa, Chordata, Aves, Passeriformes, Estrildidae.
GCAUGUCGGCCCCGGAGAGCAGCGCUGGCAGCAGCGAGGCCCGGGAGGACGCGUGCCGCGACUACCAGUCGUCGCUGGAGGACCUGACGUUCAACAGCAAGCCGCACAUCAACAUGCUGACCAUCCUGGCCGAGGAGAACGUGCCCUUCGCCAAGGACAUCGUCUCCCUGAUCGAGGCGCAAAUCGCCAAGGCUCCUGCAUCAGAGAAGCUACCCGUUAUGUACCUAAUGGAUUCCAUUGUCAAGAAUGUGGGAAGAGAGUAUCUCACAGCAUUUACUAAAAACCUAGUUGCAACAUUUAUUUGUGUAUUUGAAAAGGUGGAUGAAAAUACUAGGAAAAGUUUAUUUAAAUUACGCUCCACAUGGGAUGAUAUUUUUCCUUUGAAGAAACUAUAUGCACUUGAUGUCAGAGUCAACUCACUAGAUCCUGCCUGGCCAAUUAAACCUCUGCCCCCAAAUGUGAAUACUUCUAGCAUCCAUGUGAAUCCUAAGUUUUUAAAUAAAUCGCCAGAGGAAUCUAGUGCACCUACCUCUGCUGUCACUUCUGGUGCCUCUACUCCUCCAGCUGUUCCUGAAAUACAAAAGAAUUUGACACAGGAGCAGCUGAUAAGGCAACAAUUGCUUGCAAAGCAAAAACAGUUGUUAGAACUUCAGCAAAAAAAACUAGAGCUGGAGCUGGAACAGACUAAAGCACAGUUGGCUGUGUCUCUCAGUGUUCAGCAGGGAUCAUCUAAUAUAGCUUCAGUUCCAGCACCUUCCAAGCAACACAUGUCUCCCACACCUCAUAUGACAGUUAAACCACCUCAUCAAACUGCUGUGCAAUCUGAAAAAAACAAACCAUCCCCAAGUCCUCCACUUCAUGAUAUCAAAAUAGUGAACAGGGAUCCUCGACUUAAUAGGAUGGGUCAACAUUCUUCUCAUACUAAAGAUCAGUCUCACAGGAAAGAAUUUUCACCGAGUGUGACUGGUCAGUCUGAGACCAAGGGAAACAAAACAGCACAGGCUGAAAAACAGAACUCAACAAAGUCAGAAAAAUCAAAAGCAAGUGAAAAAACACAGAAGAAAGAACUAGAACAGUCCAAAGCAAAAUCUAAAUCGCCAUCCCCUUUAAAAAAUAAACUGCCCGAUACUAAAGACAGUGAAAGCACUAAGGUUUCUGACAUCAGUAAGCGGGAUCCAAGACUGAAAAGACAUCUUCAAGAUAAGUCAGAGGGGAAAGAAGAGGAGGUCAAAGAAAAGAGGAGAAGUACAGAAAAGAAGGAGAAAGAGGAGCAUAAGACAUGUGAACAUAGACUGGUGGGGAGCAGAAAUAAAGUGAUUAACGGUGCUGUUCAGAAACAAGACGGGACUACAGAGGAGUCAGAAAAACAGGGUGGAAAACAAGGAAGAUCCAGUAGUAGAAAACGGUCACGGUCACGCUCUCCUAAGGCAAGAUCACCAUCUACACAUUCUCCAAAAAGACGGGAGAGGAGAUCACCUAAAAGAAGACUUCGGAGUUUAUCUCCUACUUCAUCAACUCCUAAAAUUGGAAAGAUACGUCAGAUAGGCCCUAAGCAGUCUCAUGUUGAAGAAGGCACACAAGCAGCAAGAGAUGAAAGAAAUUCUAGUAAGAGAAAUGUUAAACAAGAGGUGCGUGAUCCAAGGAGAUUGAAAAAAGCCCAAGAAGAAAGACCCCAAGAGACAGCCACCCAGCAUUCUGCAAAAGCUUCUCCAGAUCCAAAGGAGAAUGCAGAAAACUGGCAGGGAUCCAAAUCAGGCAAGAGGUGGAAAUCUGGUUGGGAAGAAAGUAAAAACUCACAGCAGAAUGAUGAACACCAAGCACUUGUUAAAUCCCCUCACCAAAGACAUCGGGAAAACUGGCCUGCUGGUAAAGGAAUUCUAUCACCCCGAGCACCAAAGCAGCAGCACCGGUUAAGUGUGGAUGCCAAUUUACAGAUUCCCAAAGAAUUGACAUCUGCAAGUAAAAGGGAAUUACUUAAGAAGGCUAAUGACCGCUUAACAUCUGGAGAAAUAACACAAGAUGAGUUUCUCAUGGUAGCUCAUCAGAUCCGACAGCUGUUCCAGUAUCAGGAAGGAAAGCACAGAUGUAAUGUCUGGGAUAGUCCUACAGAGGAAAAAUGUGGUUUGAAAAAGAAACCUCUUCUAUCGGAUGCAGAAUUAACAUAUUAUGAACAUAAAGCCAAACUAAAAAGGACACAAGUUCAGCAUUCAUUGUCAAGGCUUGAUCUGUUGGAUCCUGAUGAUAUUUUGGAUUAUCAUAUACCUGAUGCAUUGCUUUCUGGAAUAGAAUGUGACCAGGCAAAAGCCAAGCGGGGAGUACAGUUUGAUAGAAAAGAACCAUUUGCAGAAAGAUCAAGGAGACACUCUCCUGUAAGUGGCACUACAAGACCUUUUGCUGAAAACGUGUCACCGCUUGAGAGUCGACGAAGACUUGAAGACCAGCGUGCUACUAAAGGAGCGAGAGGUUCUGAUCCUUAUGACAGCUGGGGAGAAUCGGAUGAAUUUAGAGAUACUCUCAGACAACAGGGGAAAAGUACAGCAGAGUUCCAGAAAACAGAUGGAGAUGCACUCUGUAGGUUUGAUAAUCGUGAAGAAAGACAGCUUCUUGGGCAAGCUGGUGUUCGAGAGGAGCCAAGGUCGCCAUUCACUGAACGUUUCAAAAGAGCUAGGUAUGAAGAUCCAGAGAAAGCACCAUUUCCAGAAAGUCCAGGAUCGAGGUUUGGAGGUAUCGAAGCAAAGCAGAGGAUAAGUGCACUGAUGGAAGACAGACCUCUGUUUGAUGGCUCACCUAGACCGACUGCUGCAAGGGUUGGGGUAGAUGGACAAGGCAGUCCUUUUGUUGAUGGUCCUGCUGCUGGUUCAAGUUCCAGAAUUGAUGGGCCAGCUGGACAGGCUGCUAUGAGAUUUGAGGGGCCUUUGGUGGGGACAGGUGCAUCUCAGUUUGAUGGACCACUGGCAGGAGCAGGGGGAGCUGGAGCCUUAAGGUUUGAUGGGCCACCAGGGCAGCUAGCAGGGUCCCUGAGAUUUGAAGGACCACCAGGCCAGGUUGGUGGAGGAGGUCCGCUGCGGUUUGAGGGACCUCUUGGGCCUUUGAGGUUUGAAGGACCUGCAGGGCAGCCUGUAGGUGGUGCUAGAUUUGAAGGUCCUGGAGUUGGUCUCAGGUUUGAGGGUCCUCAUGGUCAGCCUUCAGGUGGUCUCAGGUUUGAGGGACCUCAUGGUCAACCUAUGGGGCCUCGGGGUCAACCAGGGGGUGGUCUCAGGUUUGAGGGACCCCAUGGUCAGCCCUUGGGGCCUCAUGGUCAACCAGGGGGUAGCCUCAGGUUUGAGGGGCCACAUUUACAGCCAUUGGGGCCCCAUGGACAACUUGGAGGUGGCCUCAGAUUUGAGGGGCCACAUGGUCAGCCCAUGGGGCCACAUGGGCCAUCAGGUGGUGGGCUCAGGUUUGAGGGGCCACAUGGACCAUCGGGCGGUGGGCUGAGACUGGAUGGACCACGUGGUCAGCCGGGUCUAGGCCCCAGGUUGAUUGAUGGACCAGUACACCAGGGGGCUGGUGGACUUAGAUUUGAUGGUCCUCUUGGUCGGGCUGGUCCAAGAUUUGAUGGCUGUCAUGGAGCUGGAUUUGAUGGUCAGCCUGGACAGCUGUCUCUCCUGCAAAGAUUUGAUGGAAUUCAUGGACAGCCUGGUCCAAGGUUGGCACCUGGCCAACAGGCACAAGCAAGAUUUGAAACAGCCAUACCUCAAAGAUUUGAUGGACCUCACCAGCCAGCCUCUAGGUUCGACUUGCCCCUUGGCCUUCAGGGUGCACGUUUUGAAAAUGUAGCUAACCAUCCUGCCUCAAGACUAGAAAUGUCACCAUAUGGACAAGGUGGUCCAUUUGUUGAACAUCCUGGCCAGGGCUACAAUGGACCAGCUCAUGGAAUGCAGUUCCAGAGACCUGAUAUAUUUGAUGGUUCACCUGGACCAAAUUUCAAUGGGCCAGCUGGCCCAGGAGCACAGAACUUCCCACUGAGAGCAGCUGGACAUUACUUCGAAGAAAAAGGUCUCCAGGGUCCUCAGUAUGGAAAUUUCAGUAAUAUGGCAAUGGGAAGUAAUCAGGUUUCUCUCAUGUCUGCUCAACCAGGACCUUAUGGCCAAGGUCAGCAGUAUUUGCCAAAUCCUGGAAGUUUUGUCCAGAACCCUGCAGGAGCCCUUUCCCAUUCUUAUCCUGAUAACCACCUUGGACAGGUUGAUGUUAAUGAAUUGUUUGCUAAACUGCUGAAAACAGGGAUCCUCAAAUUGUCUAAAACUGAUUCUACUUCAGCACAAGCAAAUGAAACAUCGUCCCAGCCAACUGCUGAAGAAGAAGAUGAUGAUCAGAAUGAAGAUCAGAAUGUUCCAGACCUCACUAACUUCAUAGUUGAAGAACUUAGACAGCGUUAUGAUAGUGUUAUAAAUCGACUGUACACUGGAAUUCAGUGUUACUCCUGUGGAAUGAGAUUCACUACUUCACAGACAGAUGUUUAUGCAGAUCAUUUAGAUUGGCAUUAUCGCCAGAACCGGACAGAAAAAGACGUUAGCAGAAAAAUAACACACAGGAGAUGGUACUACAGUUUAACAGACUGGAUUGAAUUUGAAGAAAUAGCAGAUCUAGAGGAGCGUGCUAAAAGCCAGUUCUUUGAAAAAGCUCAUGAAGAGGUUGUGUUGAAAACACAGGAAGCUGCGAAAGAGAAGGAGUUUCAGAGUGUCCCAGCUGGACCAGCUGGAGCAGUGGAGAGCUGUGAAAUUUGCCAAGAACAAUUUGAACAGUAUUGGGAUGAGGAAGAGGAAGAGUGGCAUCUGAAGAAUGCUAUCAGGGUAGAUGAAAAGAUUUACCAUCCAUCUUGUUAUGAAGAUUACCAGAAUACAUCAUCAUUUGAUUGCACACCGUCUCCCAGCAAGACUCCCUCAGAAAAUCCACUAAAUAUAAUGUUGGACAUUGUUAAACAAGAAACAGAAGAGUCCUGUGACUCACCUAAAAUCAAAGAAGAACCUGAUGACACCCCUCCUGCCUGUGCAGAAGAGACCACACCUGCAUCUACAGAAAUCAAAACAGAACCUGAGGAGUCUGUUUAAAUAAACUGCGGUAUGAUUUUUUUUUUACAGGAGAGCUGCUGUGUUAAUUCUGGAAGGCGAAUACUUUUUAUAUGAAUAAAAUGUCCAAUUGAGGCAGGGCCUCAACUACUGUUUGGUUAAUAAAUACAUUUUUGUAUUUGAAAUUUCUUAUUGCCUGCAGAGUUUCAGGUGUCAUGGUGUGAAAGUUCUGUAGAUGCGUGAAAAUUUAAUGGUAUAUGUAAAAAUGUAAAAUUUUCACUUGUUGAAAUGUAAAUUAUAAAUAAAAGAUAUUUUUGCUAUGUAUGGAGUGUAAUGUUUAUGCACACCAUCAAAUAAAUACAGUGUUUCUGUACUUUUUUCAGUUUAAAAUUAAUUAAAAUGAAUUUUUGCUUAAUAAGAUUCAGAAAAAUGAAAGCAAGUUUCUUCCUUCAGUUUCCCAUAGGUGGGUUAUCAAGGGAAGGAGCUUCUCAGACAGGCCUAGAUUCCUUGUCUUUUUAAAGUUAUUUGAACAACCUUACAUAUCCAGAUGUUUAAAAAAACAAUUACAACAACAAAAUAAUAAAAAAAUCCGCAGAAAAACUUACAGAAAGUUCUGGGUAGAAGGGGAAAAUUUAACAAACCAACUGGAGUGCUUGAUUGUGGUGAACAUAAGUGCCAACAAAAAUUAACAAACCAGGAUGCCUGGUAGUUAAGACAUUUUUAAUGAUUUUUUUUUUCCAUUAGUCAAACACAAAUUUAACAAAGCUGCAUUUUCUUUACAUUACAGGGGGGGAAUGAAUGUAAGAAUGCUCAUUUGAAACAUGGUUAACUUUUUUUUUUUUUUUUUUUUUUUUUUUUUUUGUUGCUUAUGACUGGACUUAGAUGGUAAACCAGAUAUCCUGAGAUGUUAAUAUUUCUUAAAUGUUAUAAAUAAAAUGAAGCAUAUA